AUGUGCCUGAAAGCCCAGCUCAUUGUAGUUACCAAUAACGGCCUGCGACGAGCACGAAACCGUCGGCGUUCAUCCUCCGUCUCCCACACCCGCCGCCCACAAGCUCCAAGUAGCGUCUGCUGGUAUUACCAACAAUUUGGAGGAGCAGCUCGACGAUGUCUUCAGUCAUGCUCUUUCAAGGCAUCUCCAACGGCCUCAGGGCGACGAUCCCACCCGACAGUAGAGGCCACUGCUGUUGGAAGCGUCGCCAAUCUUCACACUCGCCGUCCAUUUCUCUGGAACCUCAUCACUGACGCCAAAUUUCUUGUUGACUCUGUUGCCGAGGUUAGCGCGGUUUCACCAACACCAGCCGAACGCAAACACCGCAGCUCUAUUUGUCUAACAUCUGCCAACAACCCAAGCCUCCCCAGCUUUGGACAGCGCUCCAUCACACUUGAUUUUCGCCUUCGUCGGAUGUCCCAAUGGGUUUUCAUUAUUGUCGUCGUCUUCGUCGCCCUCAUAGAUGCCGAUUUUCUAGCUCACUUCAGUCCAGCAGUUGAUUUGAGGAAUAGGCGACUCGUCGACUGCAUCACCAACCUCCAUACUCGUCAAUACGAUGUGAGUCCCUGCGUCAAAACUCUCACUGUUAUAUCCAUCUCUGACUGUCCUUUCUGCUCACUAUUCAGGCACUUCCUCCACCUGACCAACCCCUCAUUUCGUGAAGCGGACAUCAAACACACAGUCACCCACCACAUUUCUACCACUGGACCUACCAAGUCUUGCCGACGACGUCGUCUAGCUUCGGACCGUUUGAAGAUUGCCAAAGCUUGA
Messenger RNA from Spirometra erinaceieuropaei, 810 nucleotides. NCBI's taxonomy places the organism in Eukaryota, Metazoa, Platyhelminthes, Cestoda, Diphyllobothriidea, Diphyllobothriidae. The record is from the annotation of a GenBank genome assembly.